UGCUUGUUAUUUUGCAAAAUAAGUAACAUUUUGAUUCUACAAUGUCAAUGCCAAUGUUAUGAUUUUUGUGAACAUAUUCACUACGAUACUGCUAUUUACAGAGUGUCAGCUUUUAAGGAAUUGAUUCAGGUGCAUACGUUUGAUAAAUAUUUCUCUUUUCAACAUAUUAAUUGUUGUGCUUUUUAAUUUGCUGGCUACUCAAACUAUAUCAUGGAACGGACGUAUGCUAGUUGUGUGCCAGAAUCGCAUCAGGGCGGAUAAUGGCGAAAUCCUUUGGUAUUUCACUGAAAUACAAACAUACAAAGUUUGAUGCGAAAUUACCGGUUGUACUGUUCCAGUGUAGUUUCCAGCCAAUGUAGAAAAAAAUUACGUUUUCAAUAAAGUAAGCCCGACAAAAUUUAAAAAGAACGAAUAGAGACAAAAACAAUUGAUAGAAGAGGAACAAAAAUGACUUACAUGAGUUUGAUACAUACUGCCUAAGGACUAUAUCGGAAAAUGAUUCACACGUUUCACAGUUAUAUAUAUCAGUCAUAAUUCUGUCAUCCAUCUUACCUUCGGCACAUAUGCAAGUAUCCGCAUGAUGAAAAUGCGCAAAUAUUGAAAUAUUUAAUGAUCAAAGAAAUUAUUAGAGGAAUGGAUGUAAUUAGAGCGCUGGCGCUUUUAAAAGUUAUAGUACUUUGUUUCAGUGUUUUGAGUGAAGCUUCAAGUCUGCAAUUCCCGGAACAAAUCCACAUUUCUUACGGUAGCAGCCAUGACAGUAUGGUGGUCAUGUGGUCGUCACGUGGCGAAGUUAAAUGGGAGGUGCAUUAUGGGACGUCUCGUACACUGAUACAAAUGAUGGCUGACAGUACAGUUGCUACGCUUCCUGAUACACAUUUUAAAGCAGCGAAAUAUAUAUACAGAUCUGAGCUUAAAAACCUCACUCCGGCUACAAUCUACUUCUACAAAAUUGUUUCCAGAAGUAACCGAAAUCCUGAAACAGAGAGUUCAGUUUUUAGUUUCAAAACGUUGCCAGAAGAUAAUGAGCACGAUGCAAUAUCAAGAUUUGUCGUAUACGGCGAUAUGGGCGCCAGAAUGUCGGAUCCGACACGGGCAGCUAUUGAGACAUUCAGAAAGAAUACGAAUGUUGAUGCAAUACUUCAUGUCGGCGACUUCGCCUACGAUCUUGAUAGUGACGGUGGUCAGAUUGGAGACAUUUUUAUGAACGAAAUACAGUCUUUUGCUGCCGAGAUUCCAUAUAUGACAGCUCCUGGUAACCAUGAAAUUCCACAAAACUUUGAGCCAUACAGAAUCCGUUUCUCAACGCCGAAUACCUCAUGGCCGAUACCACUUGAUAAGAUGUGGUACAGUUUUGAUGUUGGACUUGUCCAUUUUAUCAGUUAUUCAACUGAGGUCUAUUUUGCGAACAAUGAAGAACACGUCUGCGGACAGUUUCAGUGGUUGUUACAAGAUUUGAUCGCGGCAAACAAAAAUAGAGAUAAAAGACCCUGGAUCAUUGCGAUGGGCCAUCGACCAAUGUAUUGUUCAAAUAAUGAUGGUGAUGACUGUACGGAUGCGUUUAUGAGAAGAUGGGUAAAAACAGGACUUGAGCCUUUGUUUAAUGCCCAAGGUGUUGAUCUGGUGAUAGAGGCGCACGAACAUUCCUACGAACGAUUGUAUCCUAUGUACAACGGUGAGGUAGAGCGAUUUAAUUAUACUAAUCCUCGUGCACCUGUUCAUAUUAUUUCCGGUUCGGCUGGUUCUCUGGAAGGGAUAGACGGAUGGAGCGAAUCACCUAGGAAGUGGUCUGCGUUUAGGUCAAGCCGAAAGGAUUUCCAGUCUUUUGGAGUUCUAGAAAUUCACAACAGAACACAUUUGUACUUUUCGCAACAUGACGCUAAGGAUAACACGACGGUGGACCAAUUCUGGAUGAUUCAAGACACACACGAACCAUUCGUUAAAAACGUGAAAUGCUUUGGAUCAUUUAUUCACGAGUCUUGUUUCUGUCACCUACCUUUAGUGAUGCUUCGGACAGUUAUCAUAUUGUUUUCUCUCCUUUUUGUCCCUUUUAUAGUUGGGAUCGUCAUAUGUGUGAUCAGAAUAAUUAAGUGCAGAUCAAGAAGAAAGCAUCGGAGACAAAGCGUGUGUAGCUCCAAUUGUUCAAGACUAGAGUGCAGUAGCACGUCAUCCGGCUCGUCAGUGUCUGACUGUGAAUCUGAACUAUUGCUUGAGGAGGAUGAUACGUCAAGAUGAAAACAUGGCUUCUUUUACAAAAUAAUAUACUAGUACACACAUCCGUCCAGUUGAAAUCCAUAUAGUUGUGUAUGUUUUCAACUUGUAUAUUUUAUAAUAAAGCGUGUAAGGAUUUUGACAAUGUUGAGAAACAAUUAAAUUGAAAUUAAUAGACUUAGACAUUGUAGUUAUAAGUCUAGUGCUACUGCAAGUUUGACUGACUAUAAACUUUAGUCAAGCAGACUAUUUUAUUCAGAAGUACGCACUUUACGUAUUGUAACUAAAAUGUUUCCAAAUUUGUAUAUUAUUUACAAUCUUCAUGUGCUCAACUACAGAUGGAUUCGUGUUCAACCGUACCCGACCUCAGAAUCAGCUGUGAAUGGCAUAGCGAUCACCUGCCCCUGGUUAUAUAUACAACUACGCCUGAAUUUGUGUUCAGCUGCCUAUUGACUUCAUUAGCUGCUUCUGAAUUUGUGUUCAGUUGCCUAUUGAUUUCAUUAGCUGCGCCUGAAUUUGUGUUCAACUGCCUAUUGACUUCAUUAGCUGCGCCUGAAAUUGUGUUCAGCUGCCUACUGACUUCAUUAGCUGCGCCUGAGUUUGUGUUAAGUUGACUAUUGACUUUAUUAGCUGCGCCUGAAUUUGUGUUCAGUUGCAUAUUGACUUCAUUAGCUGCGCCUGGAAUCAUGUGCAGCUGCGCCUGGACUUCGGUAAUGCCUUGAUUUGCAAUCAGCAGUCAUGUUCAGCUGUAUCUGGAUGGUUCGUAUGCAGCUAAAACUUGGUUCAUCUGUUUACAUGUUGUUCGUUUUGAAAAUGGGCUCUCCAUGGCCGAGUUUGUAAGGCCACUUGCCCAUCAUCGCUUUGGGUUCGAAACCUCGCUUUGGAUGUAGAAUUAUUUCAUGUUGAUUUUACCCGCUCAUGCCUGAAAUAAUGCCAGGAGGAAUACCUAGAGCCUUCAUCCUCCAUCAAAAGCCAGAAAGUUGCCAUAUGAUAAAUUGUUACGGUGCGACGUUAAAUCAAACAAAACAUUAUUGUACGUGUGUUGUAAAAGGGAAAGGGUCACACAAUUUGACUGCCUGCCAUAAACAAGCGAUUUGA
Messenger RNA from Mercenaria mercenaria, 3306 nucleotides. RefSeq names its product acid phosphatase type 7-like. NCBI's taxonomy places the organism in Eukaryota, Metazoa, Mollusca, Bivalvia, Venerida, Veneridae. The transcript has 10 exons. Gene Ontology annotation, molecular function: acid phosphatase activity; metal ion binding. The coding region runs from base 610 to 2232 and encodes 540 amino acids. The record is from RefSeq and is a predicted model, not a curated record.